This is a messenger RNA of Penicillium malachiteum, 1773 nucleotides long. RefSeq names its product endopolyphosphatase. The transcript is spliced from 3 exons. The record is from RefSeq and is a predicted model, not a curated record. Gene Ontology annotation, biological process: polyphosphate catabolic process. Gene Ontology annotation, molecular function: exopolyphosphatase activity; endopolyphosphatase activity. The coding region runs from base 1 to 1773 and encodes 590 amino acids. Gene Ontology annotation, cellular component: membrane; fungal-type vacuole. Lineage: Eukaryota; Fungi; Ascomycota; Eurotiomycetes; Eurotiales; Aspergillaceae.
AUGCAGUCCAUUCUGCUGCUGAGUCUCUUUGCAGGCGCCAUCAAGGCCGCCCCGCUAGACCAGCAGCCACUAAAAGACCCGCAUGUCGUCACAGGGGAAUUCCACGACACGGACGCGCUCUUAACAGGUGCCUCAACACCUGGUUUACAUGGUCGUUUUUUGCACAUAACCGAUUUUCAUCCCGACCGAUACUAUAAAUACGGGGGCUCUACCGAUGACGAGUCCUGCCACCACGGCAAGGGGGACGCAGAAUACUUUGGGAAGGAAGGCACCGAGUGCGAUUCACCGAUUUCUCUGAUCAACGAGACCUUUCGCUGGUUAGAACAAACCCUAAAAGAUGAGAUCGAUUUCGUGAUUUGGACUGGAGACUCGGCGCGCCACGACAACGAUGAGCGCAUCCCGCGAACGGAAGAAGAGAUUCAAGAACUUAACCAGUUCAUGGCUGGGAAAUGGGUCGAUUUAUUCGGGACACGAAAAAACGAUGAGCACGUCAAUGGUGUGCCACAAGUAUCUGUGCCCGUCGUGCCCACUUUCGGCAACAACGAUAUUGCCCCACACAAUAUUUUCAUGAAUGGGCCGAACAUUUGGACAAAGAAAUACGUUGAUAUCUGGCGUCACUUUAUUCCCGAGGACCAGCGUCAUAGCUUUGUCGAGGGAGGAUGGUUUACAUCGGAAGUCAUCCCGGGUAGACUAGCCGUCAUUAGUCUGAACACUAUGUACUUUUUCGACUCCAAUAGUGCAGUCGAUGGAUGUGCUGCCAAGUCGGAACCAGGAUAUGAGCAUAUGGAGUGGUUGCGAGUGCAAUUGGAAAUUCUUCGCACCCGCAACAUGAAAGCUAUCUUGAUGGGUCAUGUUCCUCCCGCACGGUCGGACGAAAAGACCAAUUGGGAUGAGACUUGUUGGCAGAAGUAUACUCUGUGGGUGAAUCGGUACCGUGAUGUCGUGGUGGGAAGUGCCUACGGACAUAUGAAUGUCGACCAUUUUAUGCUACAGGAUAACCAUGAUGUUGAUUUCGAAUUCCUUGUGGAGAAAACUACUAGCGACCGAGUUGCUAUUCAGUCUAAGGCAGACUAUAUCAACUCACUACGAGACCAAUGGAAGAAGAAAAAGGACAACAAGAAAAAGAAGGACGACAAGGAGGAAGAGAAAAAGAAGAAAAAGAAGAAGCAGGAACAGAAGCGAAAGAAGUUCCUGAAGAAAAUUGAUGGUCCUUGGGCUGAGCGAUACAGUGUAUCCCUGGUCGCCCCAAGCUUGGUGCCAAAUUACUUCCCUACACUACGAGUGAUUGAGUACAACAUCACUGGUCUAUAUAAUACCUUUGUCGACGAAGUGCCUAUGGACGCUAAGCCAUUACCCAUUUCCGAUGAUCAAGGAUCCCCUUUUGAGCCACUGAAAAAGAAAAAGAAGGAGAAGAAGAAGCCUGACUUCAAGGUGCCUGACGCUCCCUCUCCAACCAGUGUACCAGGGCCAGCGUAUUCCAACCAGGCUCUGACAUGGCUCAGCUACACCCAAUACUUUGCCAACCUCACCAAACUCAACGAGGAGUUUGAAUCGGGUAGCAAAGACGCUCAUAUUGAGUUUGAAGUCGAAUACAGUACAAAUGAUGAUGUAUAUCAAAUGAAGGAUUUGACAGUGCGAAGCUUCUUUCAGCUGGCAGUGCGUAUCGGAGAGAAAGGUGAGGCGGCUGCCACGAAGGUGAAUGAAGCGUGGCGGGCAUUCCUCACCCGCGCCUUUACGGGAUUUUUCGAUGCGAAUGACUUGAACGAUGAUUGA